AUGAGUGCAAUAAUUUUAUUUAGUUUAACGGUGGCUGCUGUUUUCAUUUCUGCAAACGGUGGCUCAUACAACUCGUACAGGCCACCUGGAAAAUACCAAAGUCAGCUGCAGAAUCAACAUCAAAGUUCAUACUCGAUGAAACCGUAUCCAAAAACCACAUCACUGGACUAUGGAAAAUCUCGUUUUGAAGAGGUCUACCGAUGGAAGCAAAUGACGUACACACCACUUGAUAAUGAUUCCAUAAUAUUCGGUCUGCCAGACAGAAGGAGAAACGAUUUAACGGCAAGUGAUAUCAGAGAGAAUUACAUCGCCUACAAUAAUAUGCCGAUGGGUGUGUUGCACCAUAAAAAUCGGAUAUUUAUUACAUUGCCGCGAAGACGACUGGGCAUGCCAGCUACACUUACGUAUGUAAGUUCCAAUGGAGCACAUGGAUCGAGCCCAUCAUUACAGGCAUAUCCGAAUUUCAGAACAAAUGAAUUGCAUCCACAAAAUGAACCCGAUCGUAAUCGAAUCGUUUCAGUGUAUCGAUCACGCGUGGAUGCUUGUAAUCGCCUUUGGUUCGUUGACACCGGUGCAUUAGAAUACCCGGACAAUAGAAUCCAAGUUCAACCGCCAUCAAUAUGGAUAUUCGAUUUGAACACUGACCUACUGGUACGACGCUUUGAAAUACCCACGGCCAAUGUUAUCGCAGGUCAUGGCCUAGCUUCGCUAACAGUUGAUAUUGACGACAAUCGAUGUGAUGAUGCUUAUGCAUAUUUACCGGAUCUCGUGAAUUAUCGAUUGCAUGUAUAUAGUUUGCGUUCCAAUCAGUUUUGGUCUUUUACACAUAAUUAUUUGGGUUACGACCCCAUUCGAGGUGACUUUAAUGUAGCCGGCGUUCAAUUCCAAUGGAAUGAUGGUAUUUUUUCCAUAGCAUUGAGCGAACGAAAUGCUAACGGAUUCAAAACAGCCUACUUCCAUGCCAUGGCCAGUACGUCUGAAUUCGAAGUUUCAACUGCCGUUCUCAAAAAUCAAACGGCGUCCACGCGAUCAAGUCAUGGUAGCGACUUCAAAUACAUUGGUCAAAGAAAUGAACGUGGUCAAUCGGCCAUGCACGUGUAUGACAAAAACACCGGUCUAAUAUUCUACUCGCAGGUCGCAUUGAAUGGAGUCGGUUGUUGGGACACAACACUGCCAUUAAAUCCAGAUAAUUUCCACUUGAUUGCACAAGAUAACACAACCAUGAUCUAUCCAUCGGACAUAAAUAUUGAUUCUGAUGGGAUAAUCUGGAUGAUGACCAACGGUCUGCCACUUUAUAACUACGCAUCAGUUGAUCCGAAUGAAUUUAAUUAUAGAAUCUGGAAAGCCCCAGUUGAACGAGCGAUUGCAGGAACACUUUGCGGUGAAAAACCAUUCAAAAUCCUAAAUUCACAUCAGUUGAGCGGUCAACCGCCACCAGUCAAAAUGGGUUCACUACGAUUUUCUAUCACUUUGUUAAUUGUUAUUAUCAGUGCCGUGACUUUUGCUGAUUGUGAAUUAGAAGAAUACUUCAAAUGGAAGCAAAUUGCUUUUGCGUCGAUUGAUCAAGAUCCAGACGAUAUUCUGUUUCCCGAUUCUGAAGCUAGAACGAAUCGAGAACAAGGCAGAGUUCAACGGCAAUACAAUCCACAGUAUGGUGACCAGACGAUGAUGAAUGGUCAAUUUAAUGGCCAAUUUAAUCCACAACAAAACACUCAGCAAAAUAACCGACCAAAUUCCCAGAAUUAUAUCGCCCAGAAUAACAUACCAAUUGGGGCCUCUCACUACAAGGGCAGAGUCUUUUUAACUGUUCCUCGGCGUCGCGUCGGCGUUCCUUCAACACUUAACUUCGUGUCCACAAAAUUGGCCAAAGGAUCUAGCCCAAGCUAUAAGCCAUUUCCAAGCAUUGAAAUGAAUCAUUUACAUCCAAAUCAGCAAGCGGAUCCAAAUCGAAUUAUUUCAGUUUAUCGAACACGUGUAGAUGAUUGCAACCGGCUCUGGUGGAUUGAUACUGGUUUACUUGAGUAUCCAAAUAACGCGACCCAAGUUCAAAGACCUUCGAUUUGGGCUUAUGAUCUGGAAAGAGAUGUCGUUGUUCAUCGCUUUGAAAUUCCGCAAAGUAUAGUGGAUAGAGGAAAUGGCUUGGCCAGUAUCACCAUUGAUGUCGAUCCAAACAACUGUCAAAAUGCCUAUGCAUAUAUUCCCGAUUUGGCUCAAUAUCGCUUAUAUGUUUACAGUUUGAGCCAAAAUCGUAUCUGGAGCUUCCACCACAACUAUUUCCAUUUUGAUCCAUUGCAAGGUGAUUUCAGUAUUGAUGGCAUUCCCUUCCAAUGGAACGAUGGUAUUUUUUCAAUUACAUUAGGCAACCGAAAAUCCGACGGCUAUCGUACCGCAUUCUUCCACCCAAUGGCGAGUACUUCCGAAUUUGCAGUAUCAACAAAAGUCUUGCAGAAUGAACAAAACGCAGGACGUUCAAAUCAUGGAAUCGAUUUCCAGUUCCUGGGUCAGAGAGGACCAGCCACACAGUCAUCAAUGCAUGAUAUUGAUCGAUCAGGAGUCAUUUUCUACACACAAAUCAAUCGAAAUGGUGUGGGCUGUUGGAAUUCAAACAAACCAUAUACACCGCAAAAUUUCCACUUUUUGACCGGGAACAAUCGAACCAUGAUUUAUCCAAGUGAUCUAACUAUCGACCGUGACGGAAAUUUAUGGAUGUACACCAAUGAAUUGCCAAGGUGGAUCUAUUCUCAAAUGAACUGGAACGAAUACAACUUCCGGCUUUGGCGUGGAAAUGUAAAUGAUCUCGUAAGAAAUACUCCAUGUAGUGAGUCACGAGGCAGUGGGCACCACCACUACUAACAUCACUGAUCGAAUACUGCCCCAGCGAAAAUGUUGUUCCUUUUCUUAGUCAUUCUGAAUGACUCAAUCACACGAAAAAAAUGAAAUGCCAUAGAUUUUUGGUUUGAGAUUUUUAUUUUUUUAUUCUUUACAUUUUUUUUCCUAUAUUAUCAAGAAUUUUGAAUUUAAUAUUGUCAAUAAAUUAAAUAAUGGAGCAAUCAAUAAAUUGGAAUAAACUAAUAACUUACGACCGAAGGAAAAUAGAAA
Molecule: messenger RNA, 3099 nt
Organism: Sitodiplosis mosellana (orange wheat blossom midge)
Lineage: Eukaryota; Metazoa; Arthropoda; Insecta; Diptera; Cecidomyiidae
Exons: 16
Coding region: 1-2853 (950 amino acids)
Cellular component (GO): extracellular region
Source: RefSeq, a predicted model, not a curated record